AUGUGCCUUCUUGUAACACCAUAUGUCUAUACAUCGAUUACUGUUGAUGAUCAAUACAUACCAUCAAAUGAUUUAGAUACUUAUGGUAUGCAAGAACAUGAUGUCAAUAAUAAUCAAAUCAUUACGUCAAGACGAGCAGCUCAUUUUAUAUUUCCACCUACAGAUUUCAUAUCUCCAUCAAGUCAAUCGAUUUCUUAUCUAGAUGUUAUACCAACAAAACGACAAUCAUUUGGUCGAAAACAUCAUUGGGAUGCAUUUUUUGGUCGACGUCGUUAA
This is a messenger RNA of Adineta steineri, 276 nucleotides long. NCBI's taxonomy places the organism in Eukaryota, Metazoa, Rotifera, Eurotatoria, Adinetida, Adinetidae. The record is from the annotation of a GenBank genome assembly.